AUGGAAGCAACAAAGGGGGUUCAUUUUGAAGAUUUCUUGCCGAUUAUAGCGGAAAAGCUAGGAGGUGAAGGGUUGAUAGGAGAGCUGUGCAACGGGUUUCAGUUGUUGAUGGACGGUGAUAAGGGACUCAUUACAGUUGAGAGCCUCAAGAGGAACUCUGCUCUUCUUGGGUUGCAAGAUUUGAGAGAUGAAGAGUUGGUAAAUAUGGUGAGAGAAGGUGAUUUGGACGGUGAUGGUGCUCUCAAUCAAAUGGAGUUUUGUGUUUUGAUGUUCAGAUUGAGUCCUCAGUUGAUGGAUGGAGCUGAGAGAUUGUUAGAUGAAGCUCUUUUACAAGAUUUGAUGCAUAAUUGA
Cornus florida is the source of this 351-nucleotide messenger RNA. RefSeq names its product calcium-binding protein KRP1-like. Gene Ontology annotation, molecular function: calcium ion binding. The record is from RefSeq and is a predicted model, not a curated record. Lineage: Eukaryota; Viridiplantae; Streptophyta; Magnoliopsida; Cornales; Cornaceae. Bases 1 to 351 code for a protein of 116 amino acids. The transcript has a single exon.